Molecule: messenger RNA, 1743 nt
Organism: Anolis sagrei ordinatus
Lineage: Eukaryota; Metazoa; Chordata; Lepidosauria; Squamata; Anolidae
Gene: ROGDI
Product: rogdi atypical leucine zipper
Cellular component (GO): RAVE complex
Source: RefSeq, a predicted model, not a curated record
AGUCCAAUGAAGAGCGAGGGGGCGGGGUCUGCGCGUGAGGGCUCUCCUUGAGACAGUCAGAGGGAGCGUUCCUCGUCUCCGUGAGAAUCGUCCGAGGCGAUGAGGAUGGCGGCGCUGGCGAGCGCGGCUGAGCGCGCCGUCCUGCAAGAAGAAUUUAACUGGCUUUUACGGGAGGAGGUUCAUAGUGUUCUCCGGCAACUGCAGGAAAUUCUGAAGGAGGCAUCCCAUCGGUUCACGUUGCCUGUGGGAGGCUCAGAGGGACCCCUCAAGCAAGAGAACUUCAUUCUGGGUAGUUCAAAUGCUGACCAGGUGAAAGGGGUCCUGACCCUUCAGGGAGAUGCCCUGUGCCAGGCAGAUAUAAAUGUGAAAAUGCCCAGAAACAACCAACUCCUACACUUUGCAUUCCGGGAUGACAAGCAGUGGAAAUUGCAGCAGAUUCAGGAUGCAAGGAAUCACGUCAACCAAGCAAUCUAUCUGCUCACCAAUAGAAGCACCAAUUACCAGUUCAAAACUGGGUCUGAGGUCAUCAAGCUAAUGGAUGCAGUGAUGUUGCAACUGACCAGAGCUCGAAACCGACUCACCACACCGGCUACUUUGACAUUGCCAGAAAUCGCUUUGAGCGGCCUCACGAAGAUGUUCACUCCUGGUCUGCCUCCAGACAUCCUGGUGAAUUUCUACAUCAACUUGAACAAACUCUGCUUGACAGUCUAUCAGUUACAUGCCCUGCAGCCCAGUUCCACAAAGAACUUUCGGCCUGCUGGAGGGUCCAUUCUCCAUAACCCAGGGGCCAUGUUUGAAUACAACAACCAAAGAUAUGAAGUCAGCCAUGUUCAUAAGGUGGAGUGUGUCGUACCUUGGUUAAACGAUGCCCUCGUUUUCUUCACGGUAUCAUUGCAGCUCUGCCAGCAGCUAAAGGACAAGAUCUCUGUAUUUUCUGGCUUCUGGAACUACAAGCUGUACUAAUCCUUCUUUCAAACGUGGUCCAAAUUGUAGUUUCCAUUCCAAUCACUCUCUUCUGGGGAGGAGGUUGUUGUCGUAUAAGCUGUGUAUUGUGGGAUCCCUCCACUCCUGGUCGCCAUGGAGUGUUGGCCUCCUUGUGCGUCAUAUAUAUGUCAUUAUUUAUUAGCACUUUAUGGGCACAAGAUAUUUCUUCCCAAGGGCAAUGAGGUUAGGGGUGACACUAAGCCUUUAAAACAGUCCCAUUUGUGGGAGUGACUGUGGAAGGAGGCUAGGACUUCUAUCUUUGCCUAUUCCCUGUCCCUUUGGAGGAGAAGAGGGACCAACUGGAGCCAUAGCAUUCACUCAUAAUCCUCCCAUAUAAAUUUCCAUUUUGGGUUUGGCAUCUGCACCUGCCAUUUUGCUUAAAUGUUACUGUUCAUUUCCACAACUGGAACUCAGAGGCACAGGGAACUAUUUCCUUUUGAUGGUGGGUUAAACCUGUUUUUGUCAAGUAGACGCAGUGAUGUCAGGCUUGUGGCCCUCCAGUUGAAACUCCCAAAAUUCCUGGCUGUCAGGCAAGCUGGUAAGAGCCUCCGUGAGUUGGAGUUCCAAACAUCUAGAGGGCCUGAAGUGGAGGCACUAUCUCAUUAUCAGGUCUUCCAGUGAUCCCUUUCUGGGCCCAUCUGCCACAAGGCAAAGAAAACUAUAAAUGCUGUCCGAGUGGCGGAAGUGGUCAAUUGAUUGCUGCUACAUUCGUGAAAAUAAUGAAUAUAUUGUGAAAUAAAAGUUCCCUGAAUAUUGUGA